Molecule: messenger RNA, 1198 nt
Organism: Chlorocebus sabaeus (green monkey)
Lineage: Eukaryota; Metazoa; Chordata; Mammalia; Primates; Cercopithecidae
Source: RefSeq, a predicted model, not a curated record
CCCAGGGAGCCUGGUCUCUGCCUUCCUAUCCUGGAGGAAGGUGAGGCCGAGCCUCCUUCCCUCCCUCCUUCCCUCCCUGCCCCCACUGCACGCGGGGCUGGCUGGGCUCCAGCUGGCCUCCGCAUCAAUAUUUCAUCGGCGUCAAUAGGAGGCAGCGGGGACAGCCGCUGCGGCAGCACUCGAGCCAGCUCCAGCCCGCAGCUCACAGGGAGAUCCAGCUCCGUCCUGCCCGCAGCAGCCCAAGCCUGCACACCCACCAUGGAUGUCUUCAAGAAGGGCUUCUCCAUUGCCAAGGAGGGCGUAGUGGGUGCAGUGGAGAAGACCAAGCAGGGGGUGACGGAAGCAGCUGAGAAGACCAAGGAGGGGGUCAUGUAUGUAGGAACCAAGACCAAGGAGAAUGUUGUACACAGUGUGACCUCAGUGGCCGAGAAGACCAAGGAGCAGGCCAACGCCGUGAGCGAGGCUGUGGUGAGCAGUGUCAACACUGUGGCCGCCAAGACCGUGGAGGAGGCGGAGAACAUCGCGGUCACCUCCGGGGUGGUGCGCAAGGAGGACUUGAAGCCAUCUGCCCCUCAACAGGAGGGUGAGGCAGCCAAAGAGAAAGAGGAAGUGGCCGAGGAGGUAGGAGCUGGGCUUCUGGGGUGUACCAUGGGGGGGGUUCCUGCGUAGAGACCCCAUCCCCCACAGACUCACUGCUUCCCUCCUGGGCUCCCAGGGCCCACCAGACCUUCUGCAGCCCCCACAGGGAUUGUGGGCAGGGCUAACCCUGAACCUGAGUGGGAGGUCCCCCUAUGGAUGACCCCUCAGGCAUGAGGCACAGGGGACAACCUUUCCCAGCUGACUCAGGGUGGCCCGUUAGGGCUGGGGCCUGGAGCUGGGUGUGCAGGUCAUUCUCUCUCCCAGGUCCAGAGUGGGGGAGACUAGAGGGCUACAGGCCAGCGCGGACGCCCUGAGGAGUGCUCCUCUGCCUUGACACCAUCCCCUCCUAGCACAAGGAGCGCCUGCCUUGAGUGACCUGCGGCUGCCCACGCUCCUGCCCUCGUCCCUGGCCACCCUUGGCCUGUCCAUCUGUGCUGCUGCACCAACCUCACUGCCCUCCCUCGGCCCCGCCCGCCCUCUGGUUCUUCUGACCCCACAUAUGCUGCUGUGAAUUUUUUUUUUUUUAAUGAUUCCAAAUAAAACUUGAGCCCACUCCUGC